AUGAUUUCGUCCGAGGUAAUACCGGUGAGGUCAAACUCUGAUGUGUGGCCCGCGCUGCUCGGGGCGGCUACACUGCACGGGGAUAUGGACAUGGCCAACAUUGCGUCAAGGGAGGUCUUCGAGCUGAGCCGCAAGGGGAGACCGGGCGCCUACAUGGCAUUCUCCUACACACUUGCGGCAGCCGAGAAGUGGGAUGACAUGCAUGACGUUAGGGAGAUGAUGAAACAACAAGGCAUGCUGAAAGACACUGCCUGCAGCUGGGUCGGCUCUGAGAACCCGCCACUUGUCGACUGA
Miscanthus lutarioriparius is the source of this 294-nucleotide messenger RNA. The record is from the annotation of a GenBank genome assembly. Lineage: Eukaryota; Viridiplantae; Streptophyta; Magnoliopsida; Poales; Poaceae.